Geodia barretti is the source of this 328-nucleotide messenger RNA. The record is from the annotation of a GenBank genome assembly. Lineage: Eukaryota; Metazoa; Porifera; Demospongiae; Tetractinellida; Geodiidae.
GUGUGCUAAUAACAUACAGAUCUCUCUGUUGCCUACUGCAUUGGAAAUGAUCCGAGCCAAGGCAGCUGCUGGAACUUGUCCAUUGAAGGGCAGGGUGCUGAAGUCGUCUGGACUGCAGUCAUGGUCUUCCUCUGACAUCGAAGACUCAUGUGAAGUACAAACGCUGGAACGAAGAGCAUGUCGCAAAUGCAGUGAAGGCAGUGGGCUACUCUGUUCGCCGUGCCGCAGAGGAGUAUGGUGUGCCGAAGUCCACCUUGAUCGGGUUUGCGGGAGACACCUGCCAGGGUUGAAGAGUGGGCCCGAAUUAAUCUGACGGAGAGGAGGGGAG